This is a messenger RNA of Lipotes vexillifer (Yangtze River dolphin), 390 nucleotides long. RefSeq names its product 60S ribosomal protein L22-like 1. Bases 22 to 390 code for a protein of 122 amino acids. Gene Ontology annotation, cellular component: ribosome. The transcript is spliced from 2 exons. Gene Ontology annotation, biological process: cytoplasmic translation. Gene Ontology annotation, molecular function: RNA binding; structural constituent of ribosome. The record is from RefSeq and is a predicted model, not a curated record. NCBI's taxonomy places the organism in Eukaryota, Metazoa, Chordata, Mammalia, Artiodactyla, Lipotidae.
AUCGCGCUGCCGGCGUGCAAGAUGGGGGUGAAGAAAGACAAGAAGCCUGAGAAGUCAACCUGGAAGUUUAAUUUGGACCUUACUCAUCCAGUAGAAGAUGGAAUUUUUGAUUCUGGAAAUUUUGAACAGUUUCUAUGGGAGAAGGUUAAAGUGAAUGGAAAAACUGGAAAUCUUGGGAAUGUCGUUCACAUUGAAUGCUUCAAGAAUAAAAUAACAGUUGUUUCUGAGAAACAGUUCUCUAAAAGGUAUUUGAAAUACCUUACAAAGAAAUACCUUCAAAAGAACAAUCUUCGUGAUUGGCUUCGUGUGGUUGCAUCUGACAAGGAGACUUACGAACUUCGUUACUUCCAGAUUAGUCAAGAUGAAGAUGGAUCCGAGUCUGAGGACUAG